Molecule: messenger RNA, 10268 nt
Organism: Manis javanica (Malayan pangolin)
Lineage: Eukaryota; Metazoa; Chordata; Mammalia; Pholidota; Manidae
Gene: MAS1
Product: MAS1 proto-oncogene, G protein-coupled receptor
Biological process (GO): G protein-coupled receptor signaling pathway
Cellular component (GO): plasma membrane
Molecular function (GO): angiotensin receptor activity
Source: RefSeq, a predicted model, not a curated record
AGCAGCUCUGCUUUCUUCAAGGAAGGGAGGCUGCAGGCAUCCGUGGAGGGGAUGUCGGGACUGGAGACCCUGCAGGGCGGUGGGGCAGCGGUGCCCCAGGACGUGAAGGGGAAGCUUCCUUGCUACCACCUAUGACCUCCCUGAGCAAAUGGAGCUAUUACAGAAAAUUACGCGAAGAGUCCCAGCCUGAGGCUUCCUCAUGGAUGAGCUGAACGUGACAACUUUGGUCCUUGAGCCCACGAACGCCUCGGCCGUCCGGAACCCGUCCACUGGGGGCACGCGCCAGGGAAUCCCAGCUGUGCACUGGGCCAUCCUGAGCAUUUCUCCCCUGGGCUUUGCUGAGAAUGGAGUCCUCCUCUGGUUCCUCUGCUUCCGGAUGAGAAGAAAUCCCUUCACAGUGUACAUCACGCACCUGUCCAUCGCGGACAUCUCGUUACUUUUUUGUAUUUUUAUUCUGUCUGUUGACUACACUUUAGAUCAUGAGCUCUCUUCCAGCUAUUAUUACACAAUUGUCACAUUAUCGGUGACAUUUCUGUUUGGCUACAACACAGGCCUCUACCUGCUGACAGCCAUUAGUGUGGAAAGGUGCCUGUCGGUCCUGUACCCCAUCUGGUAUCGAUGUCGUCGCCCCAAGCAUCAGUCGGCAUCAGUCUGCGUGCUCCUGUGGGCACUUUCUUGCAUGGUGACCACCAUGGAGUAUGUCAUGUGCAUUGACACUGAAGGGCGGGGUCCCUCUCGAAGUGAGUGCAGGGCAGUGAUCAUCUUUAUAGCCAUUCUGAGCUUCCUGGUCUUCACUCCACUCAUGCUGGUGUCCAGCACCAUCCUGGUGGUUAAGAUCCGAAAGAACACGUGGGCGUCCCGGUCCUCGAAGCUCUACCGAGUCAUCCCGGCCACCAUCAUCACAUUCCUCGUCUUUGCCAUGCCCAUGAGGCUCCUCUACCUGCUCUGCUACGAGUACUGGUCCACGCUCGGGAACAUGCACCACAUUUCUCUUCUCUUCUCCACCAUUAAUAGCAGUGCCAACCCUUUCAUUUACUUCUUUGUGGGCAGCAGUAGGAAGAAACGGUUCAAGGAGUCCUUAAAAGUGGUUCUGACCAGGGCUUUCAAAGAUGAAAUGCAACCCAGGCGCCAGGAAGAUAAUGGUAACACCAUCACGAUUGAGACUGUCGUCUGAGGACGCGGAGAGAAACAGUGGACAAAAAUGGUGGGGCACAGAUGAUCUGUAGUGUGUGCUUGGAGCACGACUUAAGGGUCUCCUAAAUAUCAUACAGAAGGACACCCCACCCCGUAUGCAUGGGAUACUAAUCAAUGAUACGAUUGUUCUCCUGCACUGCGUCUUCUGGAAAUGCCUAAACAUAUGUUGGACCUCUGUCGUUUCUGUACCUAUCACAAACACUCCUGUUCUUUCUCAGCUCUUCUGGCAGCAUCUGAACCAUAAACAUGAACAUGGUUCCUACCGUGAACCAUGACAGUUACUCUAGCAGGAAGGUUUGCGGAGGUGUACAGGGAAGGUAGCGAAAAUAUUUCUUGGAACUUGAGGAGACAGAGCUGUGUACCAGGAGCAGCAUGCGUUUGGAAGUCAGGUCAACUCUGUCAUUUGCUGCCUGUGUGACAUCAGGCAAGUGGCUUAACUUCUCAGCACCUCAUUUCCUCACUUAUAAAAUGUUUAAUUGCAAUAGUCCAUUCCUUCCGGGCUUGUGGUGAGGAUGAAAAGGGAAGCUGAGGUGUGUGUAGCUCUGGGCACAUUGUCGACAGUCAGUGACCAUCAGCCUCGCCUCACUCCUUUAAUUGGAAGAAGAAACACAUAUUUCUGUUUUGUAAAGCACACACAUACAAACACACACACAGCUCUAUCAUGUACAAAUAUUGUUACAUGUUUUUAAGUGUUGAAUGUACGUGUACCGAAGUCUUUGUCCCUGCAGAGUGAAAGCGUUUCACCACACCUCUAUUGAAAACAUCUGCAGUGUUACACCACCCAGCCACAUGUUAGGGCACUAUUUCAGGUCGCAAAGAAAAACGUAAGGCCUCUAGUUUCUCAUGGCUUCCCUGCCCUCUGUGGGAAAGCUUGAUGCAAUGAGAGUCUGCUUUGAAAUCCUUUGUUUGAUAGAAAUUGUCAUGAAUGGGACUUAAUUCAUGAGUUCGUGAGGGUGAUAGUAUUUUGGGGGCCCCCACCCCCAUAAACCUAGGUUGUAGGUUAUUGAUGGCCACACAUCCUCACCUGCAGCCAGGUAUAGGCUUCUGCCACCCCCAACCCCCAGCCUCCCCUACCCCAGCGUUUCUUUGGGUCAUUCCUGGGAGGAGGCUCAGCGGGAGGGGCUGAUGGCCACAUCCUAAAGGGAGCCCAACGUUCUUCCCAAAAUGGAUCUUUGAGGAUGUCCUCAGGAGCUUAGUGCUGUGCUGCUUGACUGCCAGGACUUCAGGCAGCACGUCCCAGGUUUGAGCUGGGAAGCCUGUCGUGGCUACAUGGCCCUGUUUAAUUCCCUUCUGCCCUUUCCAGGUGCCCCAUGACCAGCUUGUUCAUGCCCGUAAAAGGGCCCCUUAGUGUUUAUUCUAACUGUCUCCAAUGGGUCAGAGAAGCCGUGAGCAAAAAGGUUCUUUGUCGCCACCUGUCUCCUGUCUGUCCUCUAUCGGUCACUGUAACCACGGGGCAGCUCCGUGGUGGGGAGGGGUGUGGGUCUCCCCACCCCUCCACGCUCGGAUCAGCGGCUUUAAGUGGGUGCUGACAUCUGAUUCAGAAUCGAGGCAGCUUGCUUUCGGAAGCCCAGAUGGGUGUGGAGUGAUGACAUUUAGAAUGAUCUUGUUUUCUAUUGAAAUCUUUCCCGGGAACGGACAGGAUGAGAGAUCAGACAGCCCUCCUCUUGUUUCCUAUCGUCGGCAAUGCUCGGCCGCCCCGGGGGGUGGGGGAAAAGGAUCAACCCUACGUUGUCUCAAAGGGACCUGGGUCUGGAAGAGAACCUAAAGGCUCUUAGGAACACGGAAUUUUCACGCAAGGCAAAUACAGUAAACUGGUGGGAAGCCUCCAUUUAUUGCCUCUCUGCACAUAAAAUGGGGAAAUUGAAAGUGCUACUAAAUGAAAUUCUUCUAACCCUUAAAGGAGUCAGGUCUUGCAAAGAGACAGUUUGACACAUCUCUCUCCCUUUACCUAAACCCAUCCCCAGAAGUGAACUAUAAGGUUGGAACUAAAACAAGAAGAUUAAAGUAAAUAUGCAGACUGGAUAACGCACACCCUGGGAACAUUUAGACCCACUUGCCCGAGUCAUCAUGCAUUAGGGGGCACCAUUUCUGAGAAUUCCCUGGGCACAGGGGGAGGCCAUUUGGGUAUAAAGUCUGUGCUUGACCAAGGGGACCAGCAUUCACGGGAGGCCUUCUCUGCCAAACUGCACGGUGUGAACAAGGCCCAGAUGAGCAAGCUGCGGCCACUGUGGUCUAGACUAGCAGAGGAAGCUGCACACGUGUACCCGCAGCUCCAAGCUGUGCACAAAGCAAUGUCAGGACGCGGUGAUAAACAGUCGUGUGGCAGUCAGCAGGAAGGUGAGAUCGUGUCUUUCUUAGGAAAAGGGAAUGGUUCAUGGAGGUGCCCUUUGGUUGCUGAUAGGUAGGGGCUCAAGGGACUGAGAGGGGAGGGAGAGGAUUCCAGGUAGGGAGCAGGUGUGAGUGGGGGGCAUGGCCACGUGGGAGAAGCAAGGCCAGGCACUGUCCCCUUUUCGGAUUUGCUGGGGAAGUGGGCCCUGGCGGCUCCUGGGGCCCUGCUCACCACCCCCCAUCUCUCUGUUGCUGUUAUCUUUGGCCUUCUGGCCUCACAUUCCUCAAGCUCCUUGGGAUUGAGCCUGCAGGCCUACUCUCCCGUCUGUGCCGUCUCCCAGCCCUGCUGUGGGUGGUGUUCGGCUUCCUACUGGCCUCUGUCUCUGCAUCAAUGCAAGUGGCUCUCAGCUCCUCUCCUUUCUGAGCAAUGCUCUGAGCCUCAUUGCAACACGACCAAUCUACUUCUGAAAAUGACAAUCCCAAGGCCCCACCAUCUUCCCCUGCUCUCCUGUCCUUCCCAUCGGUCACUCACUCCCACCACUCUGGAUUUCUGCACGAGGACCUCUUGUCUCUACCAUUGAUAAUGUAUGAAUCAUUUGCCGCAUGUACAUGUCCCCCUGCGUCAUCUGUGUCCCUGUGGGCCCAAACCUCUGGUGCCCUUGCUGUGCAGGGAGUGCCCUGUGGUCAGAGUGGGCCAUACAGAGUCAGUCCCAACCGCCGGUGCCUCCUGCUGGCCCAUGAGCCUCUUCCCCAGGCCUCUUGUCAGUCUCCCAUCAGCCUUUGCUCUCCUCACUACCUGGCUUCAUGGUCUCCGAACAACACCAGGGCCUUAGGCACCAGCUCUCAGCAACUCUUCCAGAAUGACGCCUCAACCUGCUCCUUCUCUCCUUUUCUCUGAUCUGCCGAUUUCUCUCCUUUUCCAAUAUUUCCUGUCCACCAGCCUUCCAGACGACAAUCUUAUUCCAGUAUUAGCAAACAAAGUGUUUUUGCUUCUAGGUAAAAAAAAGCCAAGUUCUUGUAGUGUUUUCCAAGGUUCUCUGCGAUCGGCUACUCCUGACACUAUCGGGCUAGGGUGGCCCAGUCUCCAGCCUCACCACCUCCUUGCAGUUCUUUGAAAAGGCCAAGCACACUCCUCUGGGCCUUUCCCUUGGCUGUUCCUUCCCCCUGCGAUGACCUGCCCCAAGUCUCUGCUCCCCUCCCUCCUGCCCAGGGCUGUGGAGGGCUCCCCUGCCACCCACACACAGCUACCCCUCUGCUCGCUGUGCCCCCCUUGUCACCACCAUCGUGUGCCACAUGGAUGUGCUUGUUUGUCAUUCCAGGGGACACACUCCUGGGGGCUGCCUGUGCUCUGGCUGUGGCCGCAGGAGGGCCAAGGAGGUGGAGGCCCUGCUCCCGCCACAGAGGUUCCCCCCCAACCCUGCCACAGGCUCCAGCUGCCCCUUAGUGCAGCCAGUCACACAGGAAGGCCGUUCCCCACGGCCCGCUCAGCGCCUUCCCAUCUCCCCCACUCACCGGCAGCCUUCCGCAAGGCUCUGCCGUGCUCCCGGUCCACGCUGUCUUGGGCUCCGUCCCGAUGCACCCCUCCACACUGGCCGGCUGGCAUGCCACCUGGCUGCCAUGCUGCUAUGUCAGAAUGGGACAGAGGAAUAUGAGCGACUUGCCCUUGCCACCCCAGUGGGCUCUGUUCUACCUAUUCCUUUUGUGGCCUUUCACAUGCUGACCAUACUCCUAGUGAAAACAUCUCUGUUCUUGUUGGCCGCAAGCCACAUUCCCCUUCAGCUCUCAUUUUCUGUCCUAGCUUCCCUAUUCCAGCUCUGUCAUCUCCCCACUGUCCUUCCUGGCUGCUCCCUCAAGUGGCUGUGUUUUCCUCCAUCUGGUGGCUGGGUUUGCACACCCUCCCUGGGCAUCCUGAGCUAUCAGCGCCCAUGUAUUUCUGGGCAUCAGCACCCAUGUCUUUCUGACCCGCACGUCUGCACUGAGUGGUCAGAUGCGCGGCUGGUCUCCUGUCCUGUGCAUCUGACCGCCUACGGGUCACUGGGCUUGAUGUCCUGCAAACACUUCCUGUGCCACCUGCCCGUUUUCCUGCCAUUCCUCCUAUGUUCCUUCUUUGCUGAAUGACACAUGAACCACCCUGUCACCAAGUGAUGCUAUUCCCUUUGUGUAGAUUGCCCUUCCCUCGUUUUAGUCCAGCAAAUUCUAUAUGUCCCUCCACACCCAGCUCAUCCACCAGCCACUCGGAGUGGCUUCCUGGAACCCAAGUCCCUGGUUGGCCAUUCACACCUUGGCUUUCCCAGUCUUGCACCAUCUCAUUCCCGUCGUCAGGCUCAGCUGAUGGCUUGCUUCCCCUUUCACAAGAGUAGAAGCAAUAAGAAAUCCACACCUGACCAAGGCUGCAUCUGCUGGUCCACCUACAUCCCUCUGUGCACAGGCCUCUCCCUUCUUACUCCGGGAGAGUGCACCAUGCCCCCGGCUAAGGCGGCCCCACACCCGUGUCCCAGCUGCCUUCCCCAGUGACCUGCCCAAGGACUUUUCUCCAGCAAAUCUCCCCUCUUUGUCCUGAAUCAUCGAUUUCAGCCCCAGCCAAGAGCAGAGAGAUUUCCAGAAAGCCGGAUAGGGGAGGUUUGCUGAACUGCUUCAUGGGCCUGGAUUAGCAUGCCCCUGCCACUUGCGCCCCUUGUUUUUCUGUAGAAAACAUCUCGUACACUGAGAGGGCUGUCCCCUGUCACGCUGUCCCUUCCCAGUGGGGACACAGAUGACCUCAGAAUGACCAACUUCCUCCCUGGGGUUGUGUGAGGAGCACCAGGCAGAUGUGUUACGGGAUUCCUACAAUUUCACCACCUCUAAAAUAAUUCAUUUAGGCUAAAUUCUGAGUUUUCACUCAACUCCUUGUACAAUACAGGCUUUCCUGGGAGGGCAGGCACACCAGGUCACAGGUAACCCUUUCCUCCCGGCGAGGAGUGAUCCUUGACCCCUUGAUGCCACAUGCAGGAACUUCUUUUCUUUCAGUGUCGUAUUUGACUCAGUAGUACAAGGUUGAGUGGAGAAUAAAAAUCCUCAAAACAUGCAAACAUGAAUUACCAAAUGUGUCCCAUUUAAACUGGUUUCCACCAAGUCUGCCACCCUGCUGGCAAGAUACUGAGAAUUCCAUGAAGUGCUGAUAUAACACCCCAAAUGGCUGACCAAAGAACCUGGGGGCAGAGUCAGACCUGUUAGUAGUUGGACUGGAGGGAAAUAAAGAAUGAUGAUGGCAUGCGAGCUUCCAAAAAGAAAGGUUUUAUUAUCCAACAGUUGAGGAAAGCUCUUGAGGAAACUGCUAAAGUCCUCAGGUAUUACUGUAAAAAUUAGUAACCAUGAAGUAAACGAUGUCAUUAUACAAUUUUUGGCAGAAAAAAAUACGCUCAGAGUUAUUAACUCUUUUCAGUGAUUUAAAACAACAAGAUACUGUCAUUUCUCUAGCUUCUAGGGGUUGACUGAGCUCGUCUGGGUGCUUCUUAUUUGGGGUCCCUCACGGUUUCUGCUGGAAGACCUGAAGGCCGGACUGAGUGGGGCAUGCACGAUGGCACACUCACUUAGGUGACUGGUGGCUGUGGGUGCAGCUGCCGAGGUCGUCCAGAUCCUACACUUGGCUCUUGUUAUGGCUAGAGUUUCUCACAACAUAGAAACAGUUUUUUGAAAGGAAUCCUCCUGGGAAUGCGCUUUUUCAAGAGACCAAAAAUCAACUACUGAUCUCUCACUUAUUUAAAUGAAUUGCCACAUGGUUGAAGUUAUAAGUUUUUCCCCCUUGUUUUAUUGGGAUAUAAUUGACAUAUGAUAUUGUACUUUUAGGAGUGCAGUAUUACAAUAAGUUUUGAUAAAGGCAAAGCUAAGCUUUCUUUUCAGGAUUUGCUAUGAAAUCUUGGUCCUCAUUUUGACAAGAUUCCCUUUUAAAGAAUUCUUGCUAAAACUCGUCAUCCUGGAAUAAGAAGAUUCUCUUGCAUUAACUGUUGUUUUUAAAUGUAUCCAUAUGAAUGUUAACAUGAAGGGUUGAGUUAUCAAAGCAGAGCCAGUGUGAAUUGUCAAUCUAUCCAACAAGAAGCUAGUGAUUCAAAUGGUACAGGCAAAUACAGGCACAAAUUCAGUAUUCUUUUCCAGAGAAGCCCAAAACUGAGGUACAGUUCCUCAGAUAUCCCCUCCUCCUGCAUGAGACCGCACUUCAAUUUCAGAGUGAUGGAUGAAUUUUGAGCCAUGCAGAUAGACAUCUUGUUUUCAAAGGAAGGUGUUUAGAUUUGGGGCCCCUCCGUUUUGUGUUGUGUUAAUUACACACAGAGAGAAUGUGUAUGUGACUGGUUCCCCCUCUCCAGUCUUCUGUGCCCCAUGUAUAAAUUCAAAUUUAUCUGCAAUAACCAAUCUUGACAGAUCAGCUAUAUCCUGCUGGAAGUAGAACUAGUUCCCUGUGUAUAACAGUUUGACAGAGCAGUCUGAUUGUCUGCUCCUUUGCAAGGAGCAUCAGUUGAGGUCAUUCAUCCCUUGGGGCACUUCCUGUAGGUUACAGGCCUGCUGCUAAUACCUCAGCCAACAAGACUACAUACCUAAGGUAGAGGCCUGUCUUACUACUAGGGGAGCAGAGAAAAGGAUAUUGCCCUUGGCAUGAGAAGACUAGGGCUAAAAACCUGACUCUUGCACUUAUUAGUUGUGUAAGAGUCUGACAAGUUAAUCUUGCUGAUCUGUAGUUAUCAUACUGAGUGAUUUAGUGGGAGUUCCCCCCAAGGCAGAUCCUGAGGCAAGGAUUUGGUGCAAGGAAUUUAUUUAAGAGGUCUCCUGAGGAUCAGGGGAGGAAUGGGGAAUUUGAACAGGGAAGGGAGGAAGCCAGUAUAAGGUGAAUUAGUGAGAACAGGGCCCAAGGACAGUGGAGAGUCUCUGAGAAUCACAUCUAGUCCACCUUGGAGGUGCCCUCCCGGAGGGGUGCUGAGCCACCACCUUCUCCCCCUCAUAGGUGAAGGUCACUCCUGCAACUCCCAGCUCUUCUGCGUGUGACCUGUGGCCAGGGGGAGCAGGCUUGGUGGCAAGCCCACCCUGAGGUGCAGUGUCCCGGGAGCCACGGGCAGGUGCGGGAUCUGCCUGCAGGUGACCUCAGCGUCCGCUCCAAUAGGAUAAAAAUCACCUGCCUCACAAAGGAGAUGUGCCAGGCAACGUAAUGUAUGUGAAACUGUGUAAACUGGGAAGCAUCCAUCAGAAGUUAGUUAUUCCUAAGUGCUAAGUGAGAGAAGCCAGGCAUACAAGGACGAAUACUGUGUGAUUGCACUUACAUGAGGGGCCUGGAGCGAUCACACUCCUAGAGACAUAAAGGAGGGUGUUGCUGGGGCUGGGGGAGGGGAAGAGGGGAGGCAGUGUUUAAUGGGGAUACAGUUUCUGCUUGAGAAGAUGAAAAAGUUCUGGGGAUGGACAGUGGGGACGGCUGCACAGCAGUGUGAACGUGUUUCAUGCCACUGAGCUGUCCACUUAGCAUUGGUUUUUAAAAAGGUAAAUUUUAUAUUAUGUAUAUUUUUAUCACAAAAAACCCAAUUAGUUCUUAUACUCUGAAGGUGCUUGACAGGCCCAGGAUGGGCACCAAGGUAACAGUGCUGGUGACAAAGCAUGGGACAAAUUGCCACGGCCACUCCCAGCGCACAGCCCUGGCACUACGUCCAGUGAUGGUGCAGAGACAUGAGGCUAAUGAGACAACACAGCUCAGAAUCUGUAUCUUCGAAUGAGUGUAAUCUCCUCUGAAGCAGUCCCAGAGGAUCGCAAUGAAGCCAGAGGGGCAGACAGUAACUCUCUGGGGCUUUGCGGGCCAUACUGUUGGUAUUGCAAUGACUCAACUCCGCCAUAUUUUGUGCGAAAGCAGCCAUAGACAAUGCGUAAAUGAAUAAGCAUGGCUGUGUUCAAGUAAAACAUUACUUACGGAUAUGAAAAUGAAAUCUCAUGUAAUUUUCAUGUGUCAUAAAAAUUCUCCUUUAUUUUGUCUUCAACCAUUUAAAAAUGUAAAAAACUUUCUUAGUUUACUGGCUGUACAAAAACAAGUGGUGAUGGUUCUGGGGGUAGCCAUGUUUUGUCCUAAAGUAUUUUGGGAAUCCCUCUUCUGGAAUUGCCUUCAGGGUGGAAACAGCACAUCCAUUUACAAUCCUGACCUCAAUGGUGGCAAAUCUUCAUUGUUUCCCGGGGCUUUGGCAUUGCAAAAGGACUGGCAGACGUCCUGACUCAAACCUGAUGGGUGAGAUUGGUGUAAAGCUAGGAACGAUUGAUUUCCUGUGGUAGCUAACUCGGCUAUAAAUAUAAUUCCAGGUCUAUGCUCAGGGGACAUUUUAUUUAGCCAUCCCAAACUAUAUUCUCUGGUUUCUAAGGGAAUUAGUGGGGUUUUUCAGUGACUAGGAAUGAAAUCUUCAUGCGUAAGAAUUCAUGGUGGGUUUUUAGAAGGAUAAAGAUCUCACAUAUGGCUUUUGAGAACAGCAUGAAUAAACUCUAAUUGCUAACAAAUUUGAAAACUAGAACAUUCCUAACAUUGGGUUAAUUAGCACUUGCAUGCUUUGUACCAUCACUAUCCCAAACAAGGAACAUAAGCCUUGUCCCGAGUUGUGGGAUAAAUAUUUCAGGAUAUUAUUAAUGCAAAGGUCAUUAUCACACUGAUUUAUUUAUGUAUGCUUUUGAUCAAAAUGUACCCUUUAGAAUGAUUCGCUUUUAGGCAAGUGUGGAGAGCUAAAAACAUUCCUUAAAAUGCAUAAAACAAAAUA